ACUAAGACUGAGAAUCUUGGGAAAGAUUGAUUUCUUUAAACAAACGAUUGAGCCCAUUUGUGGCUACAAAAUGAGAGUAAGACACAGGCUUGUGGUGAACCUGUUAGUCUUUUUUUUCCUGAAGGGAUUCCUGUUGGCUUCAGCAGAUGACAAACAACCUGUACCUUCCUUGUCGUCUGUGAACAAUAAAUUGCAAGGAAGAGAUUUAUCCCCUGCCCUAAAGAAAAAUGAGAAACCAAAGCAAGGACGUGGAAUCUAUCCUUAUCCAGGAGGAAAUACCCACGAUAAAAGAGGAUCAACAAACAGGUGGCUCGCUUUUGAACAGAAAGCGAAAAAGCUCUCAGAGGUUGCUGUUGCGAGUAUUUUGGUUGAGAAGAACACAACACAUCGAAAGGAAAACAAUAAACAAGACAAUGAGCAUUCCAGGAACGCGUCAAGUACUGCCACAUCUCCUCAAACAACGCAGACUGCUGAUUAUGGAAUUUUGGGAACUUCUGAUGACGAGGAUAGCGCUAAGUGGGCACAAGAUGAGAUGAAAAAAGCAGCGGAAAACAAAGCGAAUAGCCAUGAUAAGGAUAUCAAACAAAAUAUUUCAACUGUGGCCAGCACAUUAAGAGUAAUCCCAUCUAAAAAUCAGUCACACUAUAUCAACAGUCCCGUUAAGAUUAUACUUACCAACUCAGGGGGAAACAUGCCAAAUGCCUUGACCCAGACGAAAAGCUUGAAUAAAAGUAACAAGAAUGAAAUUAAUGAAAAUCUUAUCAAAAAUUUAAAACCAGAUCAAGGGGAUGCUGAGCUAAUUUUCUCGAAUUCUACAAAUUUGGAGAAGACAGGUAAAGACAUCGUUGGGGGUUAUGGUACAAAGUCACCGCUUACGGCAACUCCCGAGAGAAUGUUGCAAAACAAGACGCCAAGUAGUUCCACACCGCAGUCAUCUACAGCACAAAAUAUUACAACUAGCACACAUAAUGACACAAACACAAACAAAACAGUGCAACAAACGGUUUCUGGGGCGAUUCAGACUAAGGCGCCAGAAAAUACGAUGAAUCAUUUAAUUGGAGCUCAAAGAGGUAAAGCAUAUACACAAAACGUCUCGGUUUCAGAUACAGUAUUACAUCUCUCGGAACUCGGAUCUAGGAAAAAUAACACCUCAGGCAAUACGACAUUAUUGGAGGAGCAAAAUAGUCUUAGUGGCGCGGAGUCUGCUGAUUCAUCGCAAAAAUCAAAUCAGUCACAAAACAAUGAAAAGCCUGCAACGUAUCCAAAAGCACCUUCACUUGAAGUGAACAUCUUGAGUUUAAGAAAAGGUCAAUCCUUCGACUUUCAGAUUCCCAGCACGAUUCCAUUAAAGAGCUCUGACCAGAGUAACCAUAUCCACAUUGAGCCGAAUGAUACAUUGAAGUCGUCUGAAUACUUACCAAAGGACGUAAAAAGUAACCCAAGCAACAGUGACUUUUUAAACGAAACUCUUGAUAAGGUCUUGCUGGAAGAGAUAGUAAAAACAGGGAAAUCUAACAAGCUUCUGCAAAAGUUCAAUUCGGAUUUACUAGCUUCCAGGGCGGAACCACUAUCUAACAAUGUAAACUUGGAGGUCACUGAUCAACCGUUUCGAGAGGAAUCAUCAGCUGAUCGAACUUUCUCGGAAAAUAUCUUGGAACCGUACUCAAACGAAGCUGGGUUAACCCGUAGACUCAACACAUUACAGGGGCGGCAAGAAAAGACGGAAGUUCAGCAAGACGAAAGUUUAGCAAAAGCUUUGAAUUCGUCCUCAGUUUCUUCGAUCAUAUUUGGCGCAAACCGGGCUCUAUUUGAUACUGACAGAGAAGUUUUCUCAAAGAAGAGCUCCCAGGCGAGAUUAAAUGGAGCAAUAAGAGAUAAGGACCACAGACACAAGCGGAGUGAUGUUUUGCACCGUUUGACCAAGCUUCAACGUAUAAACAGAUUGGCUUCAAAUACAGAAUAUCCAAAGAGGAAGCACGCAUCGAGAGGAUAUAAAAAGCAAAGAGUUGUAUCUGCACGGCAGGUUAUCAAUCUUGGCAACCACUUUCUAUGGUUUGGUGGUCAGAGCUCAGCUGAUGCAAACGGAUUUCCCCGCCACAACACAGCAACAGAAAAUAAUGCAUACAGUGCCAAUGGUUAUAUUUCAAACUUUCUUAAUACAGCCAAAGAAAAUAAGACACCAAGUGCAACCAAAGGCUUUAAGGCCUUGCAGAGUGCUCUGACAUCUAUGGUGUCCAAUCAAGUUGGUCUAACGGACUCUUACACUUUGGACCCAAUGUAUACAGAGCCUAUUGAAAAACAGUGGCAAGCUUCAGAUGGUGAAAACGCUACAGCGACUGGAGUUAUUCAGAAUGGUACUGAAAAAGCAGUAUAUAAUAGUAUGGUCAAUAAUGUGAAAUCGAAUGAAACAAAAACACAAAUAAGCUCAAACUCAAUAACGAGCUUACAAAGUAACUACGAGCUCAUUGAUCACGGGACCCCGUAUAAAGAGAAUAAAACUGAUCGUGAGCAAACAAAAAGCGAAUUCGUACAAAAUAUGAUAGGAAAUGGUACGUCUGCAAUAAAUAACUCGUCCAUUCCGAUCACUAGCGAUGAAAAAAGUGCAAAUGGAGAAAAUGCAACCAUCCUUCAAAUUUCAGCAGAUUCCACAGGUCAUUUGUACGAAAAAAAUUCCUCUGCACUUAGUGGAGGUAUCCAACUUUUAGAGCAAAGCAUGAGUGCUGUCCAGUCUGAGAUAAAGGAUUCCCAUAGAUCACCGAAUGUGACAGUUGAUUCAGAAAAAGAAAUUAAACAACAGCCAUCUGCUAUAAUUAAGAAGAUAAGUACUAACUCUCAGGAACCGGAGACAUAUCAUGUUUUAGUAAAUGAUGCAGGUAAAAAGAUCACAAACGCAAAUGGUCAUGUCACGGUCAUCAUUUCAGGCCCAACUGCAACUCAAGCUUCUAUGCCUAAUGAAAACACUUUGCUCAUACCACAGACUAGCCCAUCUCAGUUUUUACCAGAAAAUGAUUUCCUAUCUACCAACGAUCAUAGAAAUGUCAACAUUAGUCAUUCCGCCACUCAAGCCGUGAAUAAAACAUCAGUCAAUGAAAACAAAGGGAAUGGAGCACUUGGCAACAAACAGAUAGCACCCCUGUCACUUCUUCAAGAAGACAUUGAGCCUGCCUUAAAAAUAUCUGAAGAGAUAGAAAGGCAUCAAAAAAAAGCCCCAGCUGAUAGUUCACUAAGUACAUCUCGGAAAGAAGAGCACAAGCUUCCUAAACAGAACACUGAUGCUCAUGUCUUAAUGAAUGAAAAAGAUGAUUUUACCUCCGAUAGCCGAGAGGAAUCCACGCAUAAUGGUCAUCAUUUUGUUAAGGUUGGACAGGACCUAACAAGUGAUAUUGGUGACCUUCAAAUGGAAGAGGUUUCCCGUCCUGACCUGCAGGAAGCACAACGAAAGGUUCAAGAGAAGCUUGCGGAAGAUGCUACCGGUGGAUUUCUAUUAGGAGGGGAUCAAUUGGUGGCAGAGCAAGCUCAAGACGUUCCUACCUUGAAUAUCGUAUUAAAUCCAAUGCAACGAAUUGACGGAUCUCUUUCAGUCGGUGGAAAGGUAAUACCAAUUGGCUCAGCCAAAGAGGGAUACUCAAAGCAAUUUUCAUUUGCAAAUGAACAAGGAAAACAAAAGCUAGAUUGUCAUGCUGAUACUAUAAAUGAGAAAGCGGGAACAACGAUGUUGACAUGUCAAAAAAAGCAUGGUCUUGCAAAUAUUCUUUCAGCCUUUCAAGGUGAUGGUUAUUCCGAAAACUUGAAAGCAGCGAAUGGCCCCAGUUUGCAGCUGGACCAGGUGAUGAAUGUUUUGAACGAUCAAGUUAAAACAACUAUUAACAAGGAAAUGAAAACAGAAAGCAAAGAUAUUGAGGAUGUGCUGAAAGAUAUGACAAUGCCAAGCAGUACUCUGAUGGACACUGAAGAAGCUUAUUCUCAAGAGGAGCCUCCUGAACAUUCAUCCUUAAUGGACACAGAUGAUACGUUUACCUCUCAACCAGGUUUUGUGAGACAAAAUGCUUGGAAAAAUGAUCAUCAUUACCAUCGAAAGAUACAACCAUUCGGAUUCUUUCAUGGGUUUGGUUUAUCUCAUUAUCCUAGAUUUCACCGUCAUUUUGGGAUUCCCAACAGGCGCCACUUCUGGGGAUAUAGCCGCCAUUCGCAUCCUCUUGUGGUUAUGGCUCAAAAAGACAGCGAUGAAGGAUUCUGGGAUUACCAGCACAAUAUCUUCAUUCCACGUGGCCACGACGAUGAAUAUGACGAUGACGAUGAUGAAGGAUCAGAGGAAACCAAAGCAAAACAUUGGGUCCCAUGGUCUCGACAUGGCCACAGGAAAGGAACCUGGCUAAUGGCUCACCCACCCGUUCAUCCUCGUCACCGCCCUUUCUUACCGUUUGGAGUGCCCUCCAGGGAGCAAAAUUUGGCUCACUUUCGCUUGCCAACUCUUUUCAGUCGAUCAGGUCCUUGGCGGCCUUUACAUUCGCGUAUGACAGUUCCUCAAUCCCAAAAGGAAGAGAAAGGUGCGAAAAGAACAGCUGUGGUGCACAAGGCAAUAAGAGGGGAUAGAGACUUGUGCAGACCAGUCAUCGGGGGGCCUUCGCCACCGCUGAAAGGAGAAUGGGAGUACUUAGGAAAGGUCCUUUCUAGUUGUCCUUGCAAGUUGAUGGACACUGAGUGGUGAAAGUAUAUUCUAAAUUAAGUUUUGCUUCAAUGUCCAGGGCGAAGCAUAGAACAAUACUCCCAUUCGGAUUCCUUUCAUGUUUACCAAUGGUAUCAGAUGAUUUUUCCAUUAAGCCAUUUUUUCUUAGGCACCUUUUGAGGGCUCUUAACUCCAUUUCAGGGUUAAAGGUUACCUGACACUUCAUUUUUGUCACACUGUUUUUAGCAUAGUGUUAUAACUAAAACGACGAAGCUGUCAUCAACAGGAAACAAAUGUUUACGAAUUCUUUACCAUGAUGUUGGAUACCCUUACCGCCAAAACUAUUAAAGAACACUAGGUUGCUUAGAUGCGUAAUCAAACUUACGAUGAAAUGUGCGAACAUGAUUGGUUAUCCGGCCUGCUCGUUUGAGCGCUAAUAGGACUCUGUACGCGUCAUACUUGUAAUUGAACUGGGUUAUCGGACUGUGCGCGCGUCUGCCUGUGUAAUUGUACAGAACGCGUCAUUUGCGGGCACUGAAACUGCAAAUUUCGCCGAGUAAACUCCAGUGCUAUUUUCUCCAAGUCGUUAACCAAAGGAUGGUUUGCUUCUCAACAUAUUUCACAAUUUGAUUAAUUUUUAACAGGACUUUGUGUCCUAUAGUUCGGUCUACAAUCAUAUUCGUAAUCAACAAAUCGGACUCCCACUUCGCGGUCGUCCCAUUUUACUGAUCACUCGUAUAAUUACUGGACUCACUCAGACCUUUUAGAACAAUAAUUACAUAUUGAGUCUAUUAUAUCGUAUAUUAAUAUCGAAUAUUGCUGCAGAGAGAUCAUGGUGCAUUUAAGGUUCA
Messenger RNA from Stylophora pistillata, 5517 nucleotides. RefSeq lists its product as uncharacterized. NCBI's taxonomy places the organism in Eukaryota, Metazoa, Cnidaria, Anthozoa, Scleractinia, Pocilloporidae. The record is from RefSeq and is a predicted model, not a curated record.